AUGGCGGUGGAUCUCGGGGACCCCAACAAUGGCUUCCGCCAUGCUGAUGUGAUGCAGUUCAUUAACAGUGAAAUCUGCAGUAAUGGUGGGGACUCAGACUUUUAUUUAACCUUCCGCUCGCGGUCCUGGAAAGAGGUAGAGGACGGCCUUCACACGAUCCUGGCCGACCAGCAGGUGGCGCUCGAGCGCAAGAGGGCCAGUACCUGGAGCGCACUGGCCCUAGGGGUGCGAGCGGCCGCCAGGCUGCAGGAGCAGCAGGGAGAGCUGCUCCAGCGGCUGCAGAAGCAGAUGGAGGAGCACGAGACAGGUUACUGGGCUCUGGCAUCUGAGACGCAGAGGAUGCGUGGCGAGCGAGACCAGGCUACAGCACAGCUGCACCUCCUGAGGGCUGCCCUGCGGCAGGCUUUGGAUGAGCGCGAAAUGUUUCGCAGGAAGCUGCUCCAGGCCGAGUGGUUAGCACAGGCCCAUUCACUGCCCCAGGAAGUUGUACUUAUUCCGGGAACUGAACAACACAGGGCUGCACAGUGGCUCGUUGGUGCACAGAAGCAAACAGGUGAAAUGGCCGCCAGGGCUCAGGGUACGCCACAUUUGGGGACCCAGAUGCCAGCUCCAAGAACCUUGCUUUAUGUCCAAGAACCCCCGAGGUCUUGGGCCCAGCCAGUGCCCCCACCGCUGCGAGUUCCUGUGCCACAUCAAUUCCCAUUCCAUGCACCAUUUCCAGUGAGAGUCCCAUACUCAACACCUCUGCCAUUCCCAGCAGUAAUGGGAUCAGAAGCAACAGCAACAACGACAGCAGGAAUGGAAGCAGGUGAACCCCGUUUGUUGCCUACAGAGAUGUACCUUCAGGGCUUCUUGGCUGCAGUGGGGUCCCAAGAAGAGGCGGCUCCUCUGUGGGACCAGAGUCAGGGUACACAUUCUGAGAACAUCCAGGAUGGGGGUCAUCAGGAAGACGGCGGAAGCCACAGGGCAGAGAAAAAUCCUGAGUGUCCCCAGGAAAUGACUUCCACGGGGAACAGCAGUAAAUACAGCAAGGAAGAAGUUUCAAAGAAGCCCCAAGAGACAGACACCUUGGGGAACAGCAGCAGCUACAGCUGGAAGGAAGAGGAGGUAAAGCUCCAGGGGACAGCUUCCCUGGGUGACAGCAGCAGCCACACACAAAAGGAAGAUCCUCAGUGUUGCAAGGGAAUGGCUCCCCUGGGGAAUAGCAGUAGCCACCGCCAGCAAGAAGUUUCAGAGGGGUCCCAGGAGACAGGUACCCUGGGUGACAGCAGCAGCCACGGUCAGAAGGAAGAGUUGGUGGUGCCCCUGAGUAUGACUGCCCUGGAGGGUAGCAGCAGUCAGAGCCAGAAGGAAGAGGUGGUGAAGCCACAGGAGACAGCCGUCCUAGUUGACGGUAGCAGCCACAGCCAGAAGGAGGAGAUGGUGGUGCCCCAGGGGAUGGCUCCUCCGGGGGAUAGUAAGAUCCAGGAUGUGAUGCAAAGCCACACGAAACAGCAGGUUAAGAUACAGAAGGCCAAGCAACCACGAAGAAGAAAAGCCUCAAAAUCUCAGCAACAGAAGUCUGUCUCACAAGGUAGUCCAGACAAUUGGGUCUGCUCGCGGUGUAAAGGUGUGAAUCCUUCAAGUCGGGUUUCCUGCCACAAAUGUCGGAAGAUCUGCAAGCCAGGUGAAAGUGGAGGUGCUGACUCCGAACAAACUCACUGAUUUCAGGAAGGUGGUGGAUUCUCAAGUUGAAGUUGUAAAACCCUUUUAGCCCCUCUUUUUUCAGUUUUCUUCUUAACCUUUUUCUGGCUGGCAGCAGCCUUGUGGUUUUUGACUUAAAAGUUUUAUAGGUGAAGUUCUGUUUUUGUGUCUCAUUCCCAUUGAACUUGCUUGUUGCUGAAGAAGCUGAACCUGUCACUUUGGAAGCUCUCCCCAUGGCUGAAAGAUGUCACGUUGGAAGCUCUCCCCAGGGCUGAAAGAUGUAAGACCUCGAUUAUGGUAGACUCACACUUCAGAGAGAUCCUCACUGCCUAGAGUCAAGAAGAGUGAAAAGAAGUCAGCGAAGGAAGGAGAGAGCCUUUGGAACUCAUUAGGAGACAGUGCAAAACAAAAUAGUUGUGUUAGUACUUAAUUUCUCUGUAUGGGACAAGAGACUAACUUGCAAGACUUUGGGGAUAGUUUCAGUGUUACACUGUAUAUAUGAAAGCAAACUUGAUUCAUUUCAUCUAAUUCAUUAGACAAUUACUGAUUGCUUAGUGUUCAUUAGGAGUUGAAACUAUACAGUAUUAACGAGUGCGCACAUAAUUUUUUUGUGAAAUUAGAUAACAGAAAGAGCAUAACUUGGGAUUAAUAUUAUAUCAGGAAUGGCUUCUUUGCCUU
This is a messenger RNA of Chinchilla lanigera (long-tailed chinchilla), 2361 nucleotides long. RefSeq lists its product as uncharacterized. The record is from RefSeq and is a predicted model, not a curated record. The transcript is spliced from 3 exons. Bases 1 to 1704 code for a protein of 567 amino acids. Lineage: Eukaryota; Metazoa; Chordata; Mammalia; Rodentia; Chinchillidae.